Molecule: messenger RNA, 1789 nt
Organism: Mangifera indica (mango)
Lineage: Eukaryota; Viridiplantae; Streptophyta; Magnoliopsida; Sapindales; Anacardiaceae
Product: mitochondrial carrier protein MTM1-like
Exons: 11
Coding region: 188-1423 (411 amino acids)
Biological process (GO): mitochondrial transmembrane transport
Source: RefSeq, a predicted model, not a curated record
UUUCACUUCUGCUGCUUGGUUGAAUUCAAGUGAGAACAGAACCUUCCCCACCGUUAUUUCCACAAAUUUACUGCUUUUUUGAAAGGUCGCUUUCCUUGGAAUCUCGCAAACGCUGUCUUCCGUUUGUUUAGGUAAAGCCGUUUCUUGUUCCACAAGGAAUUAGGAAAAAAAAGGGUUUUUAGUAGGGAUGGCGGAGGCCGUGAAAACGCAGAAUCCAUGGAUGAGUUCCCAGCAAACGGCAACUAUGGGCGUCAACGGUCGUGACUUGCUGUUGAUGGAAUUGGUGGUUUCUGAUAGAGAGAAGCUAGGAUUCAGUACUUCGCAGUCUCAACAAACGGCCAGUGCAUCGCCAUCUGAUAUGAAGUUAGGAUUUGGCGUGAGAGCUUUCUCCGCAGCCGGUGCUGCCUUUUUGUCGGCAAUUAUUGUUAAUCCUCUUGAUGUAGCCAAGACGAGACUGCAAGCGCAGGCUGCUGGAGUCCCUUAUUCGCAUCCGUUAAGUAAUAUCGUUACUCGCAUGGAAUAUUUUGGACCGAGAACGUUGUUUGCUGAUUUAAGGUGUUCUCCGUCUUGCGCCCGCGCCGGAGUUCAUGGUACUGUUUCAAUUUGUCCUCCGGAUUGUUUUCAGUACAAGGGAACCCUUGAUGUCUUUUACAAAAUUAUAAGACAGGAAGGAUUUUCAAGGCUGUGGAGAGGCACAAAUGCUGGUCUGGCGUUGGCUGUACCAACGGUGGGGAUCUAUCUGCCCUGCUAUGACGUGUUCCGCAACUGGUUAGAGGAUUUAACGACCCGGAAUGCUCCAUUUGCAACACCAUAUGUUCCUUUGGUUGCAGGAUCAUUGGCACGCUCAUUAGCUUGCGCAACUUGCUACCCUAUUGAACUUGCCAGGACCAGGAUGCAGGCAUUCAAGGAGACCCAAAUCGGUAAGAAGCCUCCUGGUGUCUGGAGGACCCUACUUGGUGUUGUCUCUGAUGUUAAGAGCUCAAAUAAUGUUCAAAAGAGCUUGCAAGGCUACCGCGUGCUUUGGACAGGCAUGGGAACCCAGCUUGCUCGUGAUGUUCCUUUCUCAGCAAUUUGUUGGUCCACACUUGAACCUAUCCGGAGAGAACUUCUUAGUCUGGUUGGUGAGGAAUCCAAUGCAGCAGGAGUUCUAGGAGCAAACUUUUCUGCUGGUUUUGUCGCUGGAAGCCUUGCUGGAGCUGCUACAUGUCCUCUAGAUGUUGCAAAAACCCGAAGGCAAAUUGAGAAAGAUCCUGACAGGGCAUUGAGGAUGACAACACGGCAAACACUGAUUGAGGUUUGGAGGGAUUCGGGAAUAAAGGGUUUGUUUACAGGAGUUGGUCCUCGUGUUGCCCGUGUAGGACCUUCAGUUGGGAUUGUGGUUUCAUUCUAUGAAGUGGUGAAGUAUGCUCUACAUAACAGUUAAAAUAAUGCUUACAAUUAGAACCAGGGCACCUGCUUUGCUUGUGUCAGCAGAAUCAAAUGUUUGGUGAGGGCAUCAGAGAAAUACCUAACAUCAACAAAACGACUGCAAAAUAAAACGAUGCACCGAUGAUCCGCAUUCCUGUAUGACCAUGUGGCAGAGACAGGACCUUUUUUCGACACAAUUUUGGUUUUUAGAUUACUGGAAAUGUACUGUCUCGUUUGAGCAAAAUUUUGUCUUGCUUUGGGUGUUUACGGAAGCAGUUGAUUUUUCCCCCAUUUGGUUUUUAUAUUUUCUGAGAGGUGGUCUCAGUUUUGCCAGUUAAACUUUGUUGCUAAAACCCAGAAAUAUACACAGGAAGUUGUGAAA